This is a messenger RNA of Pieris brassicae (large cabbage white), 6596 nucleotides long. RefSeq lists its product as uncharacterized. The transcript has 11 exons. Gene Ontology annotation, molecular function: guanyl-nucleotide exchange factor activity. Gene Ontology annotation, biological process: positive regulation of Rho protein signal transduction. The coding region runs from base 336 to 5573 and encodes 1745 amino acids. The record is from RefSeq and is a predicted model, not a curated record. Lineage: Eukaryota; Metazoa; Arthropoda; Insecta; Lepidoptera; Pieridae.
AGCGGGAAAACGACGCUUGCGCGACGCACCUGGCAUUACAACGCGCGCGCAUUUUCUCAAGUGCUCGCUGCACUAUUCGAAAUUCAAAUUUUUCGUGUAACCAGCCAGUGAACUGUGGAUUUGUGUGUGCCGACUGUUUAGUGUUAGACUAAGUGACGUGUAACGGUGAUCUGACGGUCUAUCGGCUGAUUAAUAUCGAAUUAGUGUUGUGUUAAAAGCAGUGUGCCAGAAUUUUAACGGACUGUCUGAACGGAGAUUUUUCUGCUGAAGUUCGCACCUCUCUUUACGUUCAAGAGAAAUGUCUCGGUGGAAGGGCAAAGUGAGGUAGCCGGCAGAUGGCAGCUGUAAGUGCGGCGAUGUUCCGGCCCGGGGGCGCUCUUGACCCCCCUUGCUACGCGUCUCAAAGGGUUUACGACACGGCAGAAACCACGCGUCCGAAGAAAUGGUCUUCAAAGUUGAAACUAAAUACAUCAGGGAGUAGCAAAUCUUCAGAGAAAUCACCAGAUAGUCCAUAUUUAUAUGGAACUAUUAGUGGACCAGGGGGUUCAGCUUUAUCGAAAUCAAUGAAGUAUGCGGAAACCUGGUUGUACGGGUCUGUUAGGACCCAGACUCCGCCUCUACGGCCGAGUGUAUUUACAUCUUAUUCUGAAAGUCCAGGACCUGUCUUAAUCAGUACUCCUCAGAAGCCAACACCACAUAACUACGCAGUCAUACUAUGUUCCUGUCCUGAAUACCUUAAUGGUACGAAGAAAACCAGCUCAACCAAAGUCAGUAUUUGUAAGAAAUGUAAAGGAUCUCGUUUACCUUUAACAAUAACUGACAGCCCACGGUUGCUUGUUGGUGGAACGGUGAGAGGACCACAAGUGAAUCGUGAUGCUGGUUUAUUAAGAGCGGGCACUGUUCGUGUUCAGGGCACCAAGUCUAGACCUAGCAUCCUCAAAUCUAAUGGUGAUCCCGAUCCAUAUGAUUUAAUGCGUCGAAGCAGAUUAGCACCUCCACAUGAAACACGAAUCGGAAGUCAAUUUUCAACAUCACGAUCUCGAGCAAAAAGUAUAAGUCCAUGUCGAAUGAAAAAUAAAAAACCAAGCCCCGAAGGUUUGAUUAAAAAUAGAAGUAAGUCUGUUAGUCGCGUAAAUGAGGUCUGGAUUGAUGAAGACAUUAAUGUGCCAGAUACAAAGAAAUCUAUUUUGUCGUGUGAUAUAAAUCCAUACGAUUUAAUGAAAAUAUCAAAAUCGAACUCGGAAGUUGAAUUUGACGAUGAUUUUAAUGGACCAUUUCAAGACUCAAAUAAAAACGGUAGCCAUCGAUUAAAUAAAGUUUCAUCAGAUAAAAAUGUAAAAAAUAUUAGUGGACAAAGAAUAAGAGUUUCGAAUGACUCUAAAACAAACAUCGUUGAUGAAUUAUCUGUUUAUGAUCCUGUUAACUUUGAUCUCAAAAAUUAUGACUUUAAAUCAACAGAUAUGUCUUCAGCUUUAAGUUUACCAAGUAUUAAAAAUGAAAGCAGUAAAUUAGGCACACUAAGUAAAGCUAGUAUUAAGAGAACAAUUAAUACCACCUCAAAUCGUACAAAACAGAAAAGUGUUUCACCGAAACGACCUCCUAGAAAACUCAGAAAUACAAAAAUUGACGAUGAUAGCGAAAGUGACAAUCAAAGAAUACCAGAAAGAAACUACAAGAAGGCCUCAAUGGAACAUUUACGUAACGUAAAAAAUAAAAAUCACAAACCAGAUGCCAUAAAAUCUAUUCUCAAAAAGCCUAAAAUAAAUUCAACAGAUUCAACCACGAAAGUUGAAGUAACGGAUAAUUCAUUUGAUCGAAAAAGCAUGAAUCAUUCGCAUUUUUAUCUUCCUAAACCUAAGGAUAGUAAAAACAAAUCUGCUUCGCAAAAUGUUUUACAAAGAAAAAGGGUUCAAUUUCAAGUGGAUAGUAAUGAAACUAAAGUAAUUUUUACUGCUGAACUUAAUCUUCACGAUGAUAUAAUAAAAGAAAUGCCUGAAAAUAUUAAAGUAGAAAGCAGUGACGAUAGCAUAGCAGAAGGUGAUAUAGUUAGUAGGAGUUUACAACAAACAAAACACCAACCAUUGGUUGAACUAAAUGUGGAACAAUCUUCAGCAGUGAACAAUACAGAAAAGCAAGAAUCGUCACUUGAUAUUUCUACAAUGUCUACUUGUGAAAUAAAGACGGCGCUUAUGCAAUCUGCUGAAGAAAAAAUAAAUUCAGUACAGCAAAACAUUGAAAGUGAAGAUAACGACGUGCCAAAAGUUCCAACACUGCGACGUUCUGAAUCAGAGAGAUUAACAUCAACUAUAAAUAUAACUCCACCAAAAUUUUUAGACACUAUGGCUUUAAGAUCUAAAUCUAAACACUGUCAUACAAGCCAAGUAUUUUUGGAAUCACUUACUGAAAAUGAUGUUAAUUUACAACAGAAUGCAGAUACUGUUAGUAACUUUACAGCUACACUAACAUCUAAGGAUGAUAAUGAUAUUGAAAAUCUAAGUGAUAGUAGUGAAAUAACACGUAAAGUUUUAAAAAAUUUACGUAAUGGAAUAACUGAGUUACCAGAGCCCCCACCGAGAUUAAAAUCGCGAUCUAAAAGACAAAAUUAUGUUAAAACCCGUUUUGUUCGUAAUGAUUCUAUAAGUUCUACGAGUGAUGAGUGGUCAGAUUCAAAUGAUAAUGAACAAAAGACUGUUUUAAAAGUUAAACAGUUCGAGACGGAAGAAACACAAGAAAUUUCAAAGGAAUCUACUAGAAUCCUGAAAUUUAUAGAUAACGAGCCUAGAAAGACGUCAAUACAGAUAAAUGGGAAUGAAUGUUAUUCCACAAUGAAUGUCAGUAACGAUACCCCAAUUUAUUUAUCUUCAGUUGUAGUAAAUGAUGGGUCCAGUACUUCUUGUAAUACAUAUCAGACAGGAACAACCGUUACUAUAAGCGUUGGUUCUCCGCAAAAUGAUGGUAAGUCUAAGAGUCAAGUUUAUAUUGGAGCUGUGUUUCCUGGGGAGAAUAAAAAUGAUGAAUUCAAUAAUACUUAUGAAGAAUACUUUAAUGAAAGUAAUUCACCAAGUGUCAAUUCUAGUAUUUCUUCAAUACUUAGUGAUCCAGUAGAAGCUGUGAAACGCAAUCUUAUUCCACACGUCUGUGGGAAAAAAGAUAAUAGUUUAAGCACAUCAGAUUGUGAUAAAAAAGCUUCAGAAGGUGGAAAUCUGGUUGCUAAAUUAUUUGACGAUCCUUUUUUUGCACAUCUGGCAGAUGGCUUAGACUCUGAUUUAGUCAAGAAGUUGAUAGAAAAUUCAUUAAUAAAAUUACAAGAAACAAAACAUCAAGAAGGAGUUAAUAAUGGCAACGUUACAAUCGAAAAGUUAAUUGAAAGUUCUCUAAUAAGUAUGAAAGAAGAAAUGAAUAAAUCUUGUAUUAUAUCUGACGGAGAAUGUAAAAAUGAAAAUGUUGCCAACAAUAUAGGGAAUACUGUGUAUUUUCAAAAUGAAAAUAAUAUCUGCUCAGCUCCCUAUGAAAGUAUGGAGUAUGAAAGCGGGGUAGCUGGAGUUUUUUCAGACUUGGAACCAAUGUCGGAUUGUUAUAAUGCAUCUGCAAGUGAACUAUCAACAGAAGAUGAUACAAAUUCAACAAGAUCCAAAUUUUAUCAAAUGUUGGUAGACGCAGCGAUUUGUGAUAUUGAGACAGCUAAUAACACUGAUGAUGAUCACCAUUACGAAUCGAUCCGCCUGAAUAGUGAUCCAAUAUACGAAGAAAUAGGAGAUAUGCCACCUCCCCUACCAGUAAAUCCACCGCCAAAUUCACUUAUAAUUACUGAUGAGGAAAAAAGGAGCGGUUCCCGUUCAAUAUUUGAAGGGGCAUCAAAAUAUGAUAUCUUAUCAUAUUUGGUUGAUGCUAAAGAAAGAGGUAUUGAUGAUGAAGAGACAUAUAUAACAAAUUAUGGUAAUACGUCAGAACAUCAAUCGUUAUCAGAGAAAAGAGAUAGUAAUAGAAAAACUGAUACCAAACCAAAUGGAGUUGAAAGGAAUACCAGUCAAGUAUCGAAUGCAUCUGAUUCAAGUGAAGAUAAUUCAUUAAUUAUUACGAACGAUAAUGCAGAAAAAGCUUUACUUUGUAAAAAGUCAUCGACAGAAAUUGAAAGAAAUGAUUCAGGCGUAGGCUCAGAGACAAGUAAAUCAUCAAGGAGCAGACUUCAAGGAAAAAUUUCUCCCAGGAAUUCAAUAAGUGAUAAAGAUACUCCAAUACACUUAUGUGAAGACUGUGAUACUGCAGUUGAAACACAAGUUACAGAGCAAGGUUCAAUAUACGCACCCCUGGUAUGCCGUAAAUGUGCCAAGAAGAGAGCAGAGAGAAAAGAAAUUAUAACAGAAAUAGUUGAAACUGAGGAAAAAUACGGACGAGAUCUUCAAAUAAUUCUAGAGGAGUUCUACAAACCUAUGCUAGUGGCAGGCUUACUUACCCAAGAACAAUUAAGCGCUAUUUUCUUAAACGUAGAGGAACUUAUUGAUAACAAUCAGGUUUUGUCGGAAAAAUUAAGGGAUGGUCUGGAAAUUGCCGUGGAACAAGGAGAUGAGGAUUUACUGACCGUGAAUGUUGGAAAAAUUCUCCUAGAAUGUUCCGGAAUUUUGACAGCAUUCCAAUCAUAUUGUGUGAAGCAAGCCGGUGCCGCCUUACUUUUGGCUGGUCUUGAGAAGGAGAAAGAACUUCUGAGGAUAUUCUUACGCGUUUCACAAAUGGAAAAUACGGUGUUGAGGCGCAUGAAUCUUAAUUCUUUCCUCAUGGUACCCGUUCAGCGCGUGACAAAAUAUCCGCUCCUUCUCUCUCGUUUAUAUCGUGCAACUGCCUCUUGUGCCUGUGAAAGAGAUGACGUCAAGAAUGCGCAGCGCUGCGUUGAGUCUAGACUUGAAGAAAUCAACGCAGCGGCGGCAGCAGCCGCGGCUGCUGCAAGAGACGUUCCCCUCUGGAGAAGGCUGGCGGCCGCUCGAAGAACAGCACAUGACCUACACGUAGCUGACAUACGACUGAGGAAGAUGGCAGUUGACGUCCUUGACUGGAAUCAUGAUGAUGCCAGAUUCGCUAUGGAGGGCAAGCUGCUAUUCACUCAACCGAACGACAACAACUGGCGUAAAGGACGCACUAUCAAAUUGAUGCCGAUAAAUGCUCUUUUGGUAACUAAUGGAAAGCCAACGAACUCGCACAAAACGAACGAAAUACGUGAGACAAGAGAAGCAAGGGAUCGGGAGGCUCGCGAGAAAGAAGGCGAAGCUUUAUUCGCCAGAAGCGGCGUUAGAGAAGCUGCCCUACUCCUCGUUAGGGAAAAGGCUGGAAGAUACACUUUGCAGCGGGAGCCACUCUUUCUCGACCGCUGUGUGGUGGCUGCUGAUCACGAGCCUGAACACUUCUUCGAAGUUCACGAGAUAACUACUAAGGAUUCUUAUAUUUUUAAGGCGGAUGAAAGUACACGCACUCGCACUUGGUACAGGCAGUUGCAGUAUCACGCACAAGGCGCAGGCGCAUGGAGAAAACGUCGCAACGCCCUUGCCAAUAUUAUGAUUAACCCUAUGUUGACUAGAAAUUAAAAGUAAAUUUCAUCGGGAAUAUUUAUGUGUUUGAUAAUUGCACUUUGCCAAAAUGUUAUUAAUACAAUAUGUUAAGGCAAAAAAGAAUAAAAUUGUUCAUAAUAAAAUCUCUGCCUAGUUCAUAAUAACUUACAAUUAUCCGAUGAAAAUGGGAUUUAUUUCAGUUACGAAAGCUUAAACUAUCAGUUUGAGCAGCGAAACUGGUCUUAAGUUGUUAUUUGAACACAAUAUAUUAUCUAAGAUCAUAAUAGUUUUGAAUGGCGAUUGAACUUAACAAAACUUUAUUUUCUAGCCCACAAUAAAUUCCAAUAUAUUUGAAACGAAAUCAUAAAUGGGAUUUUUAAUCGCAUUAUUAUUUCGAUGCGAGCGACUACUUGGAGAUCAGUUCAGAUCGAAUAAGUUUUAGUAAAGUUUAAUCUUCAUUCACAAGAAUACAGCAUUUGUACCAAACAAAGUUUCAUUCAUUGGAUGCAUUUAUCGAGUGCAAAGUAGAAAUCUUUCAGUUCCCUUUUUCAAAAGGCGAGAACUCUGAAACUACAUAAAUUGUUGUAUUCUUCAAUACGUUUAUUUAUGUUUCAUAAGUUAAUUCCUAUAUUUUAAGGUAAUUUUUGCCACUAUUUUAGCGUAAAAUAAAACCAAAAUUUAGUAUUGAAUAGCUUCUGUUGUACAUAAACGUAAUACCUUCUCUUUCAACGUUGAAUAGAGUUAAAGAUAUUUAAAAUGUUUGUGUAAUUCAAAAGAUAAUGUUAUGAUAACUAUAAAAUUUAAAUAUUAAAAUGAUAGCUGUGAUAUCCCGACGUUAAUGAAAAAAAGCUUCUUUGCAAAACUUAUUUGAAUAAAAAUAGCUGUUAUAAAUAACUGUUAUUUUGUAACUUGUAAUGAUUGAAAUAGCUUCCUGACUAGUCUUAAGGUGUAAUUUAAAAUUAUCAUUUAAAUUCAAUCAUUUGUAUUUAUUGUAUGUAUCUUAUGUAAGUUAUAGUAGAAAUCAGCUGUCGCCUUUUAUAUUAUUGUUUAUAUUUAGUU